AGAAGGUUGUAGACCGAGUAAUGACGUGGAGGUCGGACGCUCCGCCGCUCUGGUGAGUGGUGACGCCCACGGCCGCGUUGUUUACGUUUGGGCGACCCUAGCGACACAGGCGGCGGUGUGGGGAAGUGACGGAGAACUGUAGUGUCGCCUUGGUAGUGCCCGUCUAUCCACUGUCUAGUUCCUGUCUCCCACUUACUACCACUAGAUUGAAGCUGUUCCUCUCUCUCAUUCCCCAGGACACUGUUGAUAAUUCGUCAGUGCACCAGAGCUGUGCGGGGUGAGGGUAUCAGUGCACGGUAGUGAGAGAUAAGGUAACAGGGGGAGGUCCCGGCCCUUAUACCGGUGUAGUGCCACGUGUGUCACCGAGGGGUGAGGAAGCUUCGAAGACAACCUCUGAGUGUUGUGUGCUGAGCGAGGAAAGAUGUCAGGGGAGAAGAAACAGAAGGAGGAAGGAGAGAAGACGACGAAGGAGAGGAAAGAGAGUGGGAAGAAAGGAGAACAUAAGAAAACUGGAGGUACUAGAGGAGGGACGCCCUGGUUCUCAUGGAUAUCGCUGGUGGCACUGGUGGGGGCGACAGUGGCUCUGGUGGUCACUGUUCACAGGCUCAACACCCAGCUGGCCGCAGAGAGGAGCAUUCAUCGACAACAGGUGGAGAAGCUAGAGACGGACGCGUCGGUCGCCAGAACAGAAGCCACAGUGGCCGCCAGCGAGAAGCUUGACGCUCUCACCAAGCUCACCAAGGUCGAGACCCAGCUCACCAAGGCUCAGGAGGAGAUCACAGCGGCGAACGAGGCCCAGGCGACGUCGAAGGAGGCGCUGACGAGGGCUAAGAAAGCGACUUCCAUACAAGAGGCCAAGAUAAAAGAGCAGCAGGAGGCAGUGACCAGGCUGGAGGGUGAGGUGGCCAGCGUCAAGGUUCAGCUGGGGACCGCCAACACACACUCCCAGGAACUCACCAACCAGCUUCAACAACUCCAGACGGUAGUAGAGGCCCACAAGUCAACGCUCGCUAAGUCUGAGGAGGACUAUGGAAGACUCACUGAGAAAUACACGGGGCUGAGUAAGAAGCAUCAGGAAACAGAGCAACAAGCGGAAGAAAUAAAGAUCCAAUUCUCCAAGAACCUCGAGCAUUUUAAGGCACUUCAGGAGGCCCACAACAACUUCAAGACGAGGAGCGAGCAAGCUGAGGAGAUACUGCAGCAGCAGGAGCAGCAGCUGGCGUCACAGGCAGAACAGCUGGCGGCGCAGGAGCAGCAGAACAAGGAGAAGACGGAGGAACUCCUCGCCUACAAAGAGAAGGACGAGAAGGCAGCAGCUGAACUCGAGGACUUAAAGGCCAAGGUGUUGCAUGAGAAGUCCAAAGUGGCCAGACAGGAAGAACAACUGAUGGAGGCACAGCAGCAGAUUAACUCCAAGGAACAGGUCAACGAGGAGCUGAAGGCGGCGUUGCAGAAGGCGGAGGUGGAGGCGGCGGCAACCAAGGGUCUCCUACAGAAUACCCAGGAAAACCUCGAUGAUGCUAAUCGUAAACUGCCCUUGAUCCAGAGUCGAGUGAAAGAACUCGAAUACCAGGUGAAGACACAACGUCAGAAGGCCGAACGAGAGGCUUGGGACAGUAAAGAGAAGCUCAAGAAACUCCACAAGAGGGUGAGAGACAAGGAGGAACGGCUGAUCGAAUUGGAAAAGGAGAAGGACAACUCAGACGAACAGCUCGGCCAGUACCAGCAGGCGACGAAGAACAAGGAGGAACAACUUCAGAGGACCUACGCGGAGUUGAUAUCCCUGAAGGAGACACUAUCUGAACGUGACGCCACUGUGUUGGAUAUGCAGGAGAACUGGCAAACGGCGAUGGGGAGAGUAGUCAUGCUAGAAGAGGAACUACAGAAAGCUAAAGAACGAUCAGCUCAAGGAUCACCUCAAGGAUCACCUCAAGGAUCACCCCAAGGAUCACCUCAAGGAUCACCCCAAGGAUCACCCCAAGGAUCACCCCAAGGAUCACCCCAAGGAUCACCUCAAGGAUCAACUAAGAAGGACGGCAAAUAAAACUCACUUCUGAACUCUUCAUACAUAUGGUGGACGUCUUGUAAACACCUAGACGUCAAGCUCACUGAAAGAACUCGGACCUCCGCUGUUAUGCUCAAUGUAAAACCAAUUUUUUUUUUCGUGAUUUCUCUUUUAUGAUCUACUCACGAGCGUCAUAGAAUAGUAUAAAAAAAAACUCAAUGACAACCAACUAUCGUGUGAUUAUUUUACACGACAUCAUACAAAGAGGUGUUCUGGCUGUCACCGUAUACCUGUUGCUUCCUACAGGUGUUAACAGAGCCCAGUGUUGUUGUCUUAAUCACUCGUGUGUGGAGACGUACCUGUCAGUUAUCAAGGCUCGGGUGUUGUAGUGUUGUAUGUGUUGUAGUGUUGUAUCGUAAGGACUGCUCUCUCCUGUACCUCCUAUGUUUUGCUUUCAUUAGUUAAUUGUUAUACUUGAUUAAUUAAGGGAUUUUUUUUAAAGUAGUUUGUUGGAAAUAGAUGAUUCUUUAAUUAGGCCCAUACUAGUUGUACAGUAAGAUCCGGUAUAGUUAAGAGAUCUCCAGGUAUGUAUGUGUUAGUAAUUUAGAUCUUCUUAAGGGACCAUCACUUCAGAAUUGAGAAUAAAGAAACUUGGGACCACAUUCCCUUAAUUAGAGGUCAAUAUAUUCUUCUGUACGUGUGUGUGUGUGUGUGUGUGUGUGUGUGUGUGUGUGUGUGUGUGAGUGUUUUUUACAAUUAAGAAUGAAAGUGCUUGGCUUUUUCCUAAUGAUCACAAAUGUGCCUUAUUAUAUAUAUAUAUACAAAACCUAAAGAAAAUAUUAAGAGUUAUGGAAACUGCACAAUUAACCACCUUAUUAUAUUUAUAUUAAACAUCAAAUCAGACAAUCCUGAAUUCAGUUUCAAUACUCUACCCAAAAUCAGAUUCGCCUGAAGACCUGAUUAACUUAGUCUCCUUAUCACAAAAUUAAAAUAGAUAAUUAUAAACAAGAUUUCUCCAACAAAAUCAAUAAAGAAAUGGCAUAAAAAAAUGAGAAUUACAGAUUUAUAAACUUGAAAAUAUAUAUAGAACCAUUAACUAUGAUGUAAAUAAUAACAGUAAUGAAUCCUUAUGCAGUGAAACAUUCCAGUAGUGUUAAUGGCGCACAGGAGUAUAUUAUAAUGGUGUUAAUAAUGAGGUGUGAGUCAUUGUAUGAGCGUGUGAAAGCUUUAUGCUGUAAUGUAUUGGUGUAGGAGAGCUUCAUUCUGAUUGGUUAUAUAGUCAAACAUAUCUACCAAUCAGCUAGUAGGCCUAUAUAUUAAGACAGAAGUUGUCGUUUAUUGGCUCCCACAUGUUGGAUUCAGCCAAUCAACGUGAGGGUAACUUUCUGUAACAUCCUCUUGACCUCAAAGUUUAUUUUAGCUCAAAGAUUUAUUUAUUGUUGUUGUUUUCUUUCUGUAUUUCGUAUGUUAAUAAAUUCUUUGGAAAUUA
This is a messenger RNA of Homarus americanus (American lobster), 3494 nucleotides long. Its product is annotated as transcription factor SPT20 homolog. The record is from RefSeq and is a predicted model, not a curated record. NCBI's taxonomy places the organism in Eukaryota, Metazoa, Arthropoda, Malacostraca, Decapoda, Nephropidae. Bases 422 to 2044 code for a protein of 540 amino acids. The transcript is spliced from 13 exons.